AUGGAAUUUCUCGAUACGUCUGAUACUUCCAACCCAAGCCCACAGCCCCCUCCGCCACCUCCACCUGCAUGUACCACCUCCUCGACCUCUUUGAUGCCGCCUCAGCGUGGUGAUAAGACAGAUCUUCGACUUCGCAUCAAGCACGUGAUGAAUGCAAAAGAGCGCACUCGCACAGCCAGUGUCAACGACGCCUUUCUCAUGCUCCGUCGUCUCAUUCCCACGCAGCCGUUGAACCGAAAGCUUUCGAAGAUUGAGACCCUUCGACUAGCCACCUCGUACAUCGCUCACCUCAACUCCAUCCUUGUGACCGGUAUUCCAGCCGCAGAACAGCCCUGUUUACGACACCUCAACACUCCAUGUGGCGGACAGCCACCCCGUGUAUGUACUUUCUGUGUGAACGAGUUCAACCAACGCCAGAAGGAAUUGGAGGAACAGAUUUGA
This is a messenger RNA of Echinococcus granulosus, 441 nucleotides long. Its product is annotated as Transcription factor. The record is from RefSeq and is a predicted model, not a curated record. The transcript has a single exon. Gene Ontology annotation, biological process: developmental process; regulation of transcription by RNA polymerase II. Gene Ontology annotation, molecular function: DNA-binding transcription factor activity, RNA polymerase II-specific; RNA polymerase II transcription regulatory region sequence-specific DNA binding; protein dimerization activity. NCBI's taxonomy places the organism in Eukaryota, Metazoa, Platyhelminthes, Cestoda, Cyclophyllidea, Taeniidae. The coding region runs from base 1 to 441 and encodes 146 amino acids.